Molecule: messenger RNA, 1185 nt
Organism: Amoebophrya sp. A25
Lineage: Eukaryota; Dinophyceae; Syndiniales; Amoebophryaceae
Source: the annotation of a GenBank genome assembly
CGCUGAGCGAUAUCGGUUGGCGGCGAUCUUGGGUUGCCGCCUCUUGGAGUGUGGAGGUCAUCUUACGUCGUGUAUUGAGAGGAAAGUCACAAGCAGGGCAACUUUUCGAUCCUUUUCCUACUCGAUGGAUUUCUUUACUUCCCUCAAUGAUAGGUAAAUAAAGUUGCAGACAAUUGAGUCUGCAAUAAUGUUGCAGACAAUUGCGUCUGCUUUGCUUGGAACCAACAAGCUCAGAUAGGUAUGAGAAUUCCAAUAUGCAUAACUUGUUGUCUGAAGCAGGACGAGGUUCGUUCAUAUGGCGAGGUUGCGCGACGGAUCCAGCCACCUUGCAGUAUCACUGGAGUGGUAGUAUCUUUAAGGCUUUCCCUAAUUCAUCUUGUAAAAGCACCCUAGAAGGGUACUGUAGAAAGAAACCACGAGCAAGAUUCUCUCCAUCAAGAUGAAUCGCGAUAAGCUCUAAUAUGGUUAUGUGGACGUAUUUCACAACUUAGUAGUUUUUGUGAACAAGCACAUCAAUUAUUUUCAUAGGAUUUCGAUAGUUUCUGCACAGCACGCAACGCGCAGGACAGGGGAGCUUGUUCGAAGAUGUUUACGACACCAAUAAAUCAAUAGUGUUCAUAGGCGUACCCCUGGAUUGGGUUUACUACUACUACUACUACUACUACUACUACUACUACUACUACUACUACUACUACUACUACUACUACUACUACUACUACUACUACUACUACUACUACUACUACUACUACUACUACUACUACUACUACUACUACUACUACUACUACUACUACUACUACUACACUAGUGUUCAAAAUGAUAGGUACUCAAGGUAAAAAAGAACAAAGGGUCUUCGUCACCCAGUCAUGUUGGUUCAGUUGUCGGGUGUUAUCACAACAAGAACUCAAGACAGCUAUUGUAUUCGAACGCUAGACUGUUCUUAGGUACUUAACCACAAGGUCACCUUGAUUGCCUCUAACACUGAUAAAUCGCAGACGGAAAAGAACUUACUCCUUGGCGCGAAGCUGCAGACGGAUGAGGUCUUAUCGCGUGGCACAGACCUGCAAAUAACUCAGAAGAAGACACGGCUGGGCGCGCAGCUGCAAAUCACUAAGAAGGAGCGGCGCCGGGGUCGUACGAACUUGCAGCAAGUCACCGAGACGAUGAGCACGCUGCUGGGUACUGGAG